Molecule: messenger RNA, 1773 nt
Organism: Aureobasidium uvarum
Lineage: Eukaryota; Fungi; Ascomycota; Dothideomycetes; Dothideales; Saccotheciaceae
Source: the annotation of a GenBank genome assembly
AUGGAUUACAUCUACGAAAAGAUUGCUGGUAAAGGCCCGGCUCGAAAAUACAACCUCGAGAAAUGUCGAAAGGAACUCGAAAAGAGCUGCUCAGACUACCAAAAGCGUGGCAAUUGCUUUCCUCCCCCACCACGGACCACACCUUGCACAAGCAGUGCACCCACUCAACAACAACCGUCCCCGAAGCAGAAGAAGGUUCGCUUCCAGACUUAUCAGUCUCUGAAUGAAACUGCACAUAUUCCCCACAAAGUCAAGCGGUGCCCCUUUCAAUACAACGAAAAGGAACUUCGAGAGAGAGCUCAACAACUCAAAGCCGACUCCAAGCAUGCAUCUAAGCUUCGACUCCAUCAGCAUCCAGUGUCGACUGCUGAUCCCUUGGAUGGUUAUACAGGCCACGAUUUCUCGAACGACUGUUCUAAGGAUAACUCGAGUACCGAGGACUUCGCACCUCGUAGACAUCCGACACUGCAUCGUCAGAAUCUUACACAGGACGAGUUCAUUGCCAUCAGGGACACGGCUGCGCGCAUUGCAAGUCACUGUGCUGUCCGCGACAAACAGCCAUAUCCUGACUCGCCUCCUCAGGAGGCCUUGCACCGCAUACGCUCUGCUGUUUGGUCGGAAAGGGCCAAAGACGAUGGCCAAAAUAGCACUGCACCGCCCCCUCCAGGCGAAGCGCAGGACGACAAUGGGAUCAGCGUUACUGAAGAUGGCUGUAUCAUCCAACGUGGCUUCGACAUCUCAUCCAUGACCUCUUCUCCUGGAGGCGCUGUUCAUAUCAGGUGUGACUCAGGGUGCGAAGUCCGAUGCAAGACGCCCAAUCAUGUCUCUCCUGAGCAAGAAACUCGUAAGGAGCCACUCAAAUCGAGCGUCAGAAAUGGAAGGGGCGCAAGAGUUCCAGUCUGCUUCCGCAAACAAGAGAUCUCACACCAACGGAAAGUGUCGCAUUUAUCAGCUUUAUUUUCCGCUCAUGGCUUCUCAAACGGCCAGAAAGAAGACCAGAAACCUGCGCUAGAGAACACGCACCAAGCACAUAUGCCACAGCAGCGUCAUCGAAUGCCAGUUCCUGCACGUCCUCUGGUCUUCUCGGGCUCUGGCUCGUCAGGUGCCGUCGUGUCUGAUAGCGAGGAUGAUAGCGAGGAAGAGCAGGAGCGAUCUGAGGCCAAGAAGGUAGAUAGUGCUACAGGCUCUCCUACUUGUGCGGAUGGGGCUAAGGAUACGGCUGGUCACGGUAGUGUUGCCACCCUUGUUGUCUCGUACAAGCCUGCUGAAACUGUGAAGACAAGCAAUCGUCUGCCGCAACCUUCUGCACCGCCCUCGCCUCCGUUAUCCAAGCUUCCAGUCCCCAGCUUCCCCCGAGUCAAACAGGGUCAACAUCUCCAUGCUGGUACAGCCCUCCCACAAAGGCUAUCAAAGCAUCAUGACCUUGCUUCGAGAUCUGACGAGCAAGCUGCGCAAGAACUUCCACCUUCACAGCAACGAAACCCACAACCACGAUUUCUUCGUUCCCAGCAGACAGCCAAAGUUCUCCUGGCUCAUCAGCAACAACGCCGUGCUCGACAAGCUCCCCUUCCUCACCCUCAAUCACCAUGCCAGACCCUUGGGCUUUAUCUACCUACACCCCCAAAAUCCUUCUCCGAAAGUGGCAACUAUGUCUCUGCGCUCCUUGACAAGAUUGAGAGGAAUGGUGGAAGGCGUCCUGAGAACUUCAGCUGGGAUCAUGUCGCACCAAUGCAUGGCUUUAGCUCAUGUCGUGCCUUCUACGUCCUCGAUUAG